UUUCUAAGUGUUGUUCUUCGCACUUUCUCACUCUAAAACCCUUAAUCGCAAAUUUAGGAUUUUGGUCAUAAACUCAUUUGUAUUUGAUUUUACAAUGUUGCGAUACAAUUUUUUAGGCCAAGAUCGUGAACAAGGACGCUCAAAAAAUAGCUGGUACAGAUGAUGAAGAAAUUUACGCCGCAGAUUCAGAUGGAGAUAGCCCCAUGAAAAGGCCAUUUAUUGCUGAAACACCUAGAGGCCCAAAUAAGAUAACUGUUGUCAAGCAGACACCAGGUACCGUGCUUAGGCGAAUUCAUGGUGCUCCAUUGAAUGAUACUGGAAAUUCCACCAAGAUAUUAAACCAAAGCUCUGAAUUGAAUGCGUCAUCUGACAUGAGUCUAAGACUCGACAUGACUCCAGCAUCUAUUUCAAAUUCACCAGCUGUCACUUCAAGGUCUGUCGACGGAUCUUCCACAGCCUCCCAGCAAAAAUGUGCAUUGACUUCUGAUUCUGUUGAUAGUUCAAAAGGUCUAAACGAUGUAGAUAUGGGUCUGAAAGCUGUUGAACCUGACUUGUCGGAUCCGAAGAACUUUGAAUCUGAUUUAACGGGUCAUUCUGCUCUUGGGUCAGAUUCAACAUGUCAGAAAGCAAUGAGAACAAGUGAUGAGUACAGUUUCCCUAAGCAAAAAUUGGAGAAAGAAAAUGGCAAUAUAGAUGUAAGCAUAGAUCGACAAGGUAAGCUAAAUGAUUUAAGUAUCCUUGGAGCUAAAUUAGUAGUCCAAGAGUCAGAUGGCGAUGCAACUGACAACUCAGAAGAGGCUGAAUACCAAUUAGAGAUCGGGAAGACUGGAUUUUUCACCCCGAAUCUUCUUGAAAAUGUAAUGAAUACAAAAACUAGGGUUGAAAACAAGACUGGGGUUGAUAAGACCGAACGAAAUGACAGUGAGAAUUUUUCCCAAGAUUGUAUGUUGAUAGCAACACAGGCAUAUGGCGUCGAAGACAGCGAAGAGCCACAAAGGGCCAGUGAGAUUACUGUCCUAAAUGAUGUGCGAAUGGAGGAAGAAAGUGUGUCACCUUCUGAGUUGUGUAUCCAAGAGUCUGAUGAAGAAGAGGGCGAAGAAGAUGGAAUAAUGACUAGGUCUUUUCCUAAGGCUGUUGUUUCUGGUAAGGUUUCAUCUUCUCAAAUCAAAGAUACAGAGAUGAAUGACACGAAAGGUAAUCUUGUAUCUGACGAAGACUAUGAUACUUAUGAUUCUGAGCAAGAGGCUGAUACUGGUCCUCCGGCCAAGUCUGGACAAGUCGCAAUGACUCAACCUAUAUCAAAUUCUGAUCAGGAGGCGUCCACUGUCCCUUUACUACCCAAUGAUCAAGAGGCCAACACUGUUCCGUUACCUCUUUCCGAUCAGGAAGCCAGCACUGUUCCGCUGUCUUUUUAUAAGCAAGAGGCCAACAAUGUUCCUUUGCCUUGUUCUGAUCAAGAGGCUGACACUGUUCCUUUAUCUUGUUCUGAUCAAGACGCUAACGCCAUUCCACUGUCUCCUUCUGAUCAAGAGGCCAACACUGUUCCGUUACCUCUUUCUGAUCAGGAAGCCAGCACUGUUCCGCUGUCUCCUUAUAAGCAAGAGACCAACAAUGUUCCUUUGCCUUGUUCUGAUCAAGAGGCUGACACUGUUCCUUUAUCUUGUUCUGAUCAAGACGCUAACGCUAUUCCACUGUCUCCUUCUGAUCAAGAGGCCAACACUGUUCCUUUACCUCUUUCUGAUCAGGAAGCCAGCACUGUACCAUUGUCUCCUUAUAAGAAAGAGGCCAACACUGUUCCUUUGCCUUCUUCUGAUCAAGAGGCCUGUACUGUGCCACUGCCUCUCUUUGAUCAAGAGGCCAACACUGUUCCUUUGCCUUCUUCUGAUCAAGAAGCUAACACUGUUCCGUUGCCUUGUUCUGAUCAAGAGGCUGACACUGUUCCCCAGUAUGAUUCUGAUGAAGAUGCAAUCAUAUCUCCAUCGUCAUCUAAGAAAAGCUCAGAAACUUUGCGAAGUCUUGUUAAUGAGCAAGAGAGCACUGCCUCUCUCAGUAAUUCGGAAAAAGAGACGACAACUGCUGCAGAAUUAACACAGCAAAAGGACGAUUUUGGGACUCAAAAGAGGGUAGCGAAAAAAGGACCAAAAGAUACACUUAAGGAUGAUAAUGACGAUGAUGAAGUUUUGGAACGAAGAGAUAAUGUUGGGGGAAGGGAAACCGAGAGUCUGGGUACAGAUCAACCCUUGUUUGGUGCAGAGGACUCAGGAAAUCCGGCAUAUGAUGACCUUUCCGAUAAUUUCGAUGUUCUUUCAACGAAAAAACAAUCUUUCAAAACCAGUGUCCGUAAAACUUCAAUCAAAUGCUUGACGUUGCCUGGGGGAGCUGCAUCUUUGAAAUCACUGCCCGUGAAAUCAAGCAGGAAAUUGGAGCAAAGUUCAAAAGGAAAUUAUUCAGGUUUUCUUAUUUAUAUUUCCUACUCUUAGGUAUGUUCAUUUGACCAGUUACAGAACUCAAACUUUCGUUGUUGUUAGGUGCCAUUGAGUUGUAGCCGAAUAUUUCUGACUUCAUGGAUCGGUUGUCUCCUGUAAUAUCUUUCUGUACCAGGCUGUACCAGAGACACAAAUAUCAUAGAAUUCCAUACAGAAAAUAAAACAACAAUUUUAGUACUACAUUUCU
Molecule: messenger RNA, 2673 nt
Organism: Rhopilema esculentum
Lineage: Eukaryota; Metazoa; Cnidaria; Scyphozoa; Rhizostomeae; Rhizostomatidae
Source: RefSeq, a predicted model, not a curated record